AUGUCUGGAAAAGCAGCAGUUGCACCGAAGAAGGGUUCCAAGAAGGCCGCCUCCAAAGCCGGCGCGGGCACCAAGGGCAAGAAGAGGAGAAGGCCCAGGAAGGAGAGCUAUGCCAUCUAUGUCUACAAGGUCCUGAAACAGGUCCACCCCGACACCGGAAUCUCUUCCAAGGCCAUGGGCAUAAUGAAUUCCUUCGUGAGUGACAUCUUUGAGCGCAUUGCCGGCGAGGCUUCUCGUCUGGCCAUGUACAACAAACGCUCAACCAUCAGCUCCAGGGAGAUCCAGACCGCUGUCCGCCUGCUGCUGCCCGGAGAGCUGGCCAAGCACGCCGUGUCUGAGGGAACCAAAGCCGUGACCAAAUAUACCAGCUCCAAGUAA
This is a messenger RNA of Xyrichtys novacula (pearly razorfish), 378 nucleotides long. Lineage: Eukaryota; Metazoa; Chordata; Actinopteri; Labriformes; Labridae. The record is from the annotation of a GenBank genome assembly.